AUGUUCGUUUCUCGAUUCGCAACUCUCCUCAUCUAUUCCAUCUCUUGGAUAGCCCGAAAUGUGGAGGGUGCGGACCCCGUUGUCUUUGACUAUGCCGAUCCAGACACCGACUGGCCUUUGCUAGGCUUUGUGCCGACUCCAUUCGGUAUGGAGCCCAAUGAAUGCGGACGAUCAGAUCGUCAGAGUCCCAUCAAUAUCCCGGGAUCCCUCAUGAUGUCGAAUUGUCGAUCGCCCGUUACGCCCUACGUUUUGGACAACAGCAAGGAAAGCUGCCUCUUUUCGGAGCUGACUUUCCCCAUCAAGGAUAUUGAUGUGGGCGUGGGGUUUGGGAACUGCUCCAUUCCGCCCACGAUCAAGUUGGACAAUGGUUCUUUCGGCAACAGUGUGGAGUACACGGCCCUCCAGUUUCAUAUUCAUACGGGCACAGAACACUCGUUUGAUGGAGACUUUGCAGAUGCCGAACUUCACAUUGUCCAUGCCAAUCUAGCUGUACCUGACUUCAGCUUUGCGACGGGUGACUUUCAAGUCGUUGGUGUGAAAAUCAAGGGCGAGGGUACGGAGACGCAUCCAAUCUUCGAGAAACUCUUGGUCCAAUGGGAAGCCGCCCUGGGUGAAAUUGAAGUCUUCUGCACUGGUGGACAUCCCAAAGUUGGGAUACAAGUGAGGUGGCUGUUGCGCGUUCAACCAACUGUCUUUUGGAACUUGGCCUCGGAAGUACUAACGGUUUCAGAAUCGCAAGUGACUCGGAUGUUUGCUGUGAUCAACAACUAUCGAUAUCCAGAGGGAUCCACUGCGGAAUGUAAUCUCAAUGAAAAGCCAUCUCCCGAAGGCUGGACCAGUCGGCCACCCCAGCAGCUCCACAGAGUAGUGAAACAGUGCGGAGUCCGUAGCUAG
Molecule: messenger RNA, 894 nt
Organism: Seminavis robusta
Lineage: Eukaryota; Bacillariophyta; Bacillariophyceae; Naviculales; Naviculaceae
Source: the annotation of a GenBank genome assembly